AUCGCGAUCAGUGCUGGUAGUUUUGUGAGAACUGUCAAAAAGUGCCUAGCCCAUUAUGCUUCAUCAGCAUUUAUUCAUGAUUGCUGAACAGAAAUUUAGAAACUGACCAGUAUCUACCAAUAGUCAAAUGCAUUAGAGUGAAGCUCUUUAUUGAAAGGACCACGUAUAUCCUUAGGUCGAGGAAAGGUGCCGCACUGCAUUCAUGCAGUGUAGUUGAGGAAGAGGGUCGAAUAGAAGGCUUAUAUUUGUGAACAAUGGGCCUGACGUACAGCUUUGCACAAACUGUUCCUUUCAUUUCUACCAGACUCUGACCUGUUAUCUGACAAGUUACCUCUUGUUCUUUCUUAAGCACCUAUCUGAAAUCUCUGUUAUUAGGUGCAUUACAUUUACUAUGUACACUAAACAGCACACUGGCUUUAAUGCUGUAAAAUUGUGGUCUACUCUGCUGACCACUGCCAAUUUGUUGUUGAAAUGACAGAUUGCUCUGCAAAGCUGGCAUCCAGUGCAGACUCGGUCAAGCGGGAGGGGAUCAGCUGCUCGCUGUGCGGGACGGACCUGGUGACGGAAGACCAGUUGCGAGCACACCGUUGCAGUGAGAGGCCUCGUGGACGGGGCCGCUACGCGUGCCGCUACUGCCACUUCGCCUGCAACGACCGGCUCGAGCACAGCUUGCACCAGACACAGCACCUCAAGGACAGGCCGUUCAGCUGUGGUGUGUGCGGCAAGGCAUUUGCACGCAACAGUGACCGCAACAGGCAUGUCAAGAUCCACACGGGGGUCCGACCCUUCCAAUGCGACGUGUGCUCACGCAAGUUCCGACAGUCAUGGCACCUGCAGUAUCACCGCAGCACCCACACCGACUUCUGAU
Molecule: messenger RNA, 868 nt
Organism: Rhipicephalus sanguineus (brown dog tick)
Lineage: Eukaryota; Metazoa; Arthropoda; Arachnida; Ixodida; Ixodidae
Product: zinc finger protein 551
Exons: 2
Coding region: 472-867 (131 amino acids)
Biological process (GO): regulation of transcription by RNA polymerase II
Molecular function (GO): DNA-binding transcription factor activity; RNA polymerase II cis-regulatory region sequence-specific DNA binding
Source: RefSeq, a predicted model, not a curated record